AUGCAAGGGGCUCAUCGUGUCCAUGGUUCUUUCGAAGAUUACAACGGUCUGGUGGAAGCUGUGAAGCUGGUCGACAUAGUAAUCUCCGCGAUUUCUGGCGUGCACACUUGGACUCAUCAAAUUCUGCUUCAACUCAAGCUUGUUGAAGCUAUGAGAGGCUGGAAAUAUCAAGUGUUUGUGUACUUAAAAUUCCUCAGAAACUCUCUUACUUUUCAGCCCCGGCUUUUCCUGAACUCUACCUUCCAUGUUUGGGCAAACCCUAGAUCUGUCCCCCUCUUAGAUUCUGAAAGGAGAUAUAUUGAUUGA
Messenger RNA from Fraxinus pennsylvanica, 306 nucleotides. NCBI's taxonomy places the organism in Eukaryota, Viridiplantae, Streptophyta, Magnoliopsida, Lamiales, Oleaceae. The record is from the annotation of a GenBank genome assembly.